Molecule: messenger RNA, 3783 nt
Organism: Strongylocentrotus purpuratus (purple sea urchin)
Lineage: Eukaryota; Metazoa; Echinodermata; Echinoidea; Camarodonta; Strongylocentrotidae
Gene: pabp
Product: polyA-binding protein
Exons: 12
Coding region: 332-2254 (640 amino acids)
Cellular component (GO): cytoplasmic stress granule; ribonucleoprotein complex; cytosol
Molecular function (GO): mRNA 3'-UTR binding; poly(A) binding; poly(U) RNA binding
Source: RefSeq, a predicted model, not a curated record
UCUCUCGCAUGUCUACACAGAUUGUAGAAGAGGGCAAAAGAGCUGUCUCCGUACAGUUUGUCAUUUUUUGCGUUAAAAAAAAAUUAAAAAAUACAAAAAAAAUACAAAACUGUGAAAUUAUAUAAAAAUAUUGUUUUUAGAUCCUUUGUCUCUGAAGAUCUGUUGUAUCUUGCCGUAAAUUUCUCGUUCUUCCAUCGUCUAUUUCACGUCGGUUCUCGCCAUAUUGUCCAUUCAACAAACGUGCACUUCAUUGUGAUAUUCGUGAGGUUUGAAAAGUAACAGGACUAUUCUACACAUUUGCUGCCAUCGCUGACUCUGAAAAUCAUCCAAGAUGCAACAACCAGGACAGAAUUACCCUAUGAAUUCGCUGUACGUCGGUGAUCUUCACGCAGACGUUACAGAAGCCCUGCUUUUUGAGAAGUUUUCAACGGCCGGACCGAUUUUGUCCAUCCGAGUCUGUCGCGACAUGAUCACACGUCGUUCAUUGGGCUACGCCUAUGUCAAUUUCCAACAACCAGCAGAUGCUGAGCGUGCCUUAGACACUAUGAACUUCGACACACUGAAAGGGCGUCCCAUUCGUAUCAUGUGGUCUCAACGUGAUCCCUCACUCAGGAAAUCUGGAGUUGGUAACGUCUUCAUUAAGAACUUGGACAAAUCUAUUGACAACAAGGCCAUGUAUGACACUUUCUCUGCCUUCGGACACAUCUUGUCCUGUAAGGUUGUGACAGAUGAGAAUGGGGUCAACAAAGGUUACGGAUUUGUCCAUUUUGAAACCCAAGAGGCAGCCAACAAAGCCAUUGAAAAGGUCAAUGGUAUGUUGCUGAACGGAAAGAAAGUGUAUGUAGGUUAUUUCAUCCCUCGCAAAGAGCGUCUAAUGCAGAUGGGUGAUCAUCAGAAGCAGUUCACCAACGUGUUCAUCAAGAACCUGGCUGAGGAUGUGGAUGAUGGCAAACUGGCAGAGUUUGGUGGCCAGUAUGGCUCUAUCCUCUCAGCUAAGAUCAUGUUUGAUGAUUCCAAGAGCAAAGGGUUCGGAUUCAUCAGCUUUGAGGAUCAUGAGGCUGCUAACGAUUUUGUCAAGACCAUCAACGGCUCUGAGGUGAAUGGCAGGACCUUGUAUGCAGGUCGUGCUCAGAAGAAGGCAGAGAGGGCAGCAGAACUCAAAGCCAGAUUUGAGGCACUGAAGCAGGAACGAAGCACCCGCUACCAGGGAGUCAACCUGUACAUCAAGAACUUGGAUGAUGAGAUCGACGAUGAGAGACUUCGCAAGGAGUUCAGCAGAUAUGGUACCAUCACCAGCGCUAAGGUCAUGAGCGACGACAAGGCCAACUCCAAGGGCUUUGGGUUCGUCUGCUUCUCGUCCCCGGAGGAGGCUACGAAAGCUGUGACGGAGAUGAACGGUCGCAUCCUGGUGGCCAAACCUCUCUACGUCGCCCUCGCUCAACGGAAAGACGAACGCCGGGCACAGCUGGCAUCGCAGUACAUGCAGCGCGUCGCUCCACAAGUCCGAGUAGGCCAACAGGCAAGCCAGCAGCCGGUGAACCCAGUGUACCCAACCAUGGCCUACCACUAUGCAGCCAUGCCCCAAGCUCAGAGGAACAUCUUCCCUGCCGGUCAGUUAGCUCAGGUCAGACAUCCAAGAUGGAGUCAACAGCCUCAGCAGGCUAGGUCAGCUGCUCAACCUAACUUCCAGACCAUCCCAGGAGCUGCAGGUCGUCAGUUCGGUGCCCCGAGGGCAGGAACAGCCACAGGACAGGUCCGUCAGCCCAUGCCAGCAACGCGUGUGCCAGUCCAGGCUGCACCAGCUGGUCAGCGUGUCGGAGGUAUGGGAGCCCCAACCCAGCAGCAGAUGCGUCUUGGCGCUGGAGCCCAGCUUUCAGCAGCCAAGCAGUACCCGAAGUUUGCUGUACCAAGGCAGGGCAUGCCAGGACAAAUGCCAGCGGAGAACGUGCCAGUGCAGGCCCUCCACGUGCCCGGUCAGGAGCCCCUGACCUCUGCUAUGUUGGCCUCCGCCCUGCCCCAGGAGCAGAAGCAGAUGCUGGGUGAGCGUCUCUUCUCCAUCAUCUCGGAGACCCACAAGGACCUGGCCGGAAAGAUCACCGGCAUGCUGCUGGAGAUUGACAACUCUGAGCUGCUUCACAUGUUGGAGGUACAGGAAGCACUGGAGAAGAAGGUUGAGGAGGCUGUCCAGGUAUUGAUGAACCACCAGAAGGAAGGCACCAAGCCCCCUGGCCCAGCCGCAGUCCCUGCCCAGUAGACCAUUAUCGCACCUCAUCUGCAGAGACCACCCCCCCCCCCCCCCCUCUUCAGUAAAGAUCAAUACAUCGCCGCUCUCUGAAUAAUCCCAACCCACGUUAGUAAAAAUUCUCAGCAAAGAAAAAAUGACUUGUAUGAUCUUCAUUAACUUCACGGCAAACACAACUCUAAAGUUGUGGUCCACUUAAUUCAUUCGGAAGAUAAUAUAAUAUGCCGAUAGCAAUUGCUUUUGACAGUGCUAGCGCAUGUACUGCAAAACAACUUAUUUUAAAUACAUGUAAAAUUGUCUGGCUAUGCAUCUCGCAGACAGCUGCAUUGUCGAAGUGGUUUAGAUUUCAGAUUCACCGACUCUUGUAACCCCAUUGCAAUCCUAAACCAGUUGGCACAAAACUUGUAGGACCCUACCCGCCAAUUGAUUGUAGAAUACAAAAGCAGUGAUCAACAUUCUUGUAAUAAAAAAAAAAAUGCAAAAAAAGAAUGUACUUAUGAAAGUACAGAUUUACAUAAAAAUUAAAAACGGGUCUUUAUAUUCUCUUUGAAACAAUGAAAAAAAAAUAGAAAAAAGUCAUAGUACUUGUCAAAUUUUGAAUGAAACUAACAAACGCAAAAAAUGUCGCCCUAAAAAUAAAAAAUGAAAAAAAAAUGAAAAACUCUGAAAACACAAAUGUGAAAAGGGGGUUUGUAAAAUGCAACCUUGUAAUAAAAGAUUUUUUUUAGUUCACAUUGUGAACUUGAAGAAAAAAAAAUGAAAAAGAAAAAAAAAAAGCAAAACUUGAAAAAAGUCAACUUAUGUCUGGUUGAUGUGUAUCGUCUUCGUGUUUUAUGUAUUGCGACCUUUUAUAAUUUAUUUCAUUUAUUUGUGGUCAGAAAUAGCACUUAAUUUACAAUGUACCCUUCAGUAUGUUACACCUUAAUACAAUGAAAUAAUAUCUUGUAGUAAUUUUGUUCUAUUGAAAAACACAUUUAGAUUUUAUUUAGUUCAUUAUCUUUCAAAAGAAAAUUGAGAAAUUUUGACUUGCAUGUUUACAGUAUAUACGAUUGGACAUCAAUUUUCUUUUCCUUCACUGAUUGUUAGAUUAUUAUCACUUUUGAAUAUAGUUUGGAUGAAGUGCCUUUCUUAAUGAGCUUGUGUUUUUCCUUUCAUGUACAUAAGUUUUACUUUUUUUCCUGUUUUUUUUCCUGCUGUUAUUUCUCUUUAUUGUUUGUGUUAUUUCUUUUUUGCAUGCUUUAGACAGUUGCCCAAAGUUGAUAGAGUAAUAACAUUUACAAUAAUAUGUGGCUAGAAAAUACAGAAAAUUGUUAUUUCAUUCUGAAUAUCCUUGUGGCAUUACCUGAAAUCCAAUAGAUAAUAUAUCACCAGAAAAAAAAAGUUGACUGAAACAUAAAAAUCUAAAAAAACACAUGCGAAAAAAUGAUAAAUGAACACUAAUACUGGGCAAACUUUGGUAUUUACAAGAUAUCAGUCAUGGAAGAGAUAUCCAGUCAUGUGUUUCAUUAAAAACUACAAAAUAAACUUUGGUUCUUACUCUA